Coregonus clupeaformis (lake whitefish) is the source of this 5249-nucleotide messenger RNA. Its product is annotated as SNF-related serine/threonine-protein kinase-like. Gene Ontology annotation, cellular component: cytoplasm. Gene Ontology annotation, biological process: protein phosphorylation; microtubule cytoskeleton organization; intracellular signal transduction. The coding region runs from base 535 to 2859 and encodes 774 amino acids. NCBI's taxonomy places the organism in Eukaryota, Metazoa, Chordata, Actinopteri, Salmoniformes, Salmonidae. The record is from RefSeq and is a predicted model, not a curated record. Gene Ontology annotation, molecular function: protein serine/threonine kinase activity; tau-protein kinase activity; ATP binding. The transcript is spliced from 6 exons.
CGCGCCCUAGGAGAGAACGUCCGCGGAAUAAGACGGGAGUCAGCUGGAAUGCUUUGACGUCAGUAGCAGGCCAACCCAGGCCAGCGCUCAGAGCCGACCAGACCGAGGCGAAUGCACGAAUAGGCUAGCCUACUGCAGAGAGAGACGCACUCACAUCGAGCAUCCCUGUUGCCUCGUCCUUUGCGGAGACAUCGGGGCACACAAAAACUACGCACCAGGCACUGUCAACACAACAGGACGAGGGGAAAUAUUGUGUAAUAGCGGUAUUAAGAUUUUAACACAUCAAGUGUGCUAGUAUUAUUGGUAGGCUAGUAUUAUUGGAAUGGAAUGAAGUGCGGAGCUGUUUACAGUGGCGGGUCGCUCCACUAGCCUCAAGGAUAACGCAUUUUCCUAACAAUCGUAAUGCAUCAGUAGAGAGAGCCUCCAGCCCAGCCCUCCCUCUCUUCAUACCGAGACCCCUCAUCCAGACUGAGACUGUCUCCAGCACCAACACACCACUCCCCUCACCCCGCCCUCGCCCCGCUCCACCCAGAUAUGGCUGCUUCCAAGAGUGGCUACGAGGGCAAGAUCGCCGGCCUCUACGACCUGGAUCGCACGCUGGGGAAAGGCCACUUCGCCGUGGUCAAGCUGGCCCGCCACGUCUUCACAGGCCAGCUGGUGGCGGUCAAGGUGAUUGACAAGACCAAACUGGACGCCAUGGCGACAGGCCACCUGCUGCAGGAGGUGCGCUGUAUGAAGCUGGUGCAGCACCCCAACGUGGUGCGGCUCUAUGAGGUCAUCGACACCGCCACCAAGCUCUACCUUAUCCUGGAGCUGGGCGACGGAGGGGACAUGUAUGACUACAUCCUGCGUCAUGAGGGUGGCGUGGCCGAGGACACGGCUAAAGUUCACUUCGCCCAGAUCGUCCGGUCCAUCUCCUACUGUCACCAGCUCCACGUGGUGCACCGAGACCUCAAGCCAGAGAAUGUGGUUUUCUUCAGGCAGCAGGGAACAGUCAAGCUGACCGACUUUGGCUUCAGCAACCUCUUCAAGCCCGGGACCAUGCUUAUGACCAGCUGUGGCUCGCUGGCUUACUCCGCCCCAGAGAUCCUGCUGGGGGAUGAGUAUGACGCUCCGGCUGUAGAUAUUUGGUCGCUGGGGGUGAUCCUCUUCAUGCUUGUGUGUGGACAGCCCCCUUUCCAGGAGACCAAUGACAGUGAGACGCUCACCAUGAUUAUGGACUGUCGCUACACCGUCCCCGCCCAUGUCUCUGCAGACUGCAAAGAUCUGAUCUCCCGUAUGCUGCAGAGGGACCCGUCUAGCCGCGCCUCCCUGGAGGAGAUCGAGAACCACACCUGGCUGCAGGGGGUCAACCCCUCCCCCACAGGGCACAGUGCUGCCCCCCUCACCUCCCACCGCAGCCUGUCCCAGGAAGAACACGAGAUCAUCCUCCAAGCCAUGACCAGCGGCAACAUCGCUGACCGCGAUGCCAUCCAACAGGCUCUAGAAGCGGAUCAAUACAACCACAUUACAGCCACAUAUUACCUGCUGGGGGAGCGUAUCCUGAGAGACAAGCAGGAGCAGCCCAGCGAGAUCCCGAAAGUCGACAGUGCAUGGGACGAGCCACCACAACUCCAGAGGCCGCGGUCUGAGCCUCUGGAUCUGGAACAGAGGGGGCUCCAUGGCCUGCUGGACGGCUGUCCCCGCCGAGGGGUGUCUGAGUCUGGGAACUUCCUGACCCACAGGCCCCUGCUGCUUCAGCCUGAGUACAGCACAGGGCCCUGCCUGGGGCUCACCCUGCGCCCCCCACCCCCUGACGAACCCCGACAGGUCAAGAGCCUGGGAGCCCUGCAGCUCAUCUGUGAAGAGGAGGAGGAGGAGGAGGAGGAGGAGGAAGAUGAGGUGGAAGAGGCAGGCAAACCACAUGUUGAACUUCAUAAUAUUCAAACACUGCCUCAUAUAAUAGGCUUGGUAUCAACCACUGUGUCUACAGAACAGUCUAGUCCCAUGCUCACAGCACCAGAGGCUCCACACAGCCCAGUAAGAGUAGUGCCAGGUCAGGGAGAGGAAACAGGCCUGUUGGGCACCUCAGUGGAGGAAGCACUGGAGACAGAGAGGGGGGAGUGGGACAGGGAGCUGAAGGACAGGGUUUCUAGCCACAGCAGAGAGAUGGAGCUUGACCAGGUGGCAUCCAGACAGGAACAGGAACAGGGUACGAUGGAGUCAGAGGAGAAGCCCAUGGAGGAAGGAGACAUGUCAUGUGACCCACUGAGACUAGGUAGUCAUUUGACUUCAGACCAGCCAAUCAAUGGUUUAGAAAACCAGGUUCAGGCUGUGGUAGAUAGUUCGAUCAGCCCUAAAGCUCACCCUCCAUACCUGCCUCGCCUCGGGGGGGUGCAGUGUUGUCGGGGGCAACAGGAAACUCCCAGCCCAGACAUCAUGGAAGGGGAAGAAGAUGCUAUUCUUGAAAACAACAACAACACCACAGAGUCCAAGCCUAAGCUCAUGGUGAAGGGUGGGGGGUCCACCCCAGGCGCCUCACCCCGCUCUCUGCCCCGUAACCACUGUGUGGACCUGGGCCCUGAUGGGGUGGAGACGACCCGCAAGGUGGGAGGGCCUGGUGAGGAGUCUGAAGGGGACACUCCAGAGGAGCUUCAGUUAGAGAGAUCCCACAAUGCACCACAGGGUCGCCUUGGGCCCAGGGAGGCGGGGACCGACCCUACGGUAAGACUGGAUCCUGGGAAGGGGAAGAACGUGAACCUGAGAGACCGCCUGCUGCAGUUCCCUCUCUGUGAGAAGGCCCUGUCCUUCAACAUCCAGCCCACCUCCAAGGAGAAACUCCUGCCCUUCGCCCAGUACAACUGCUGCCACGUGCUGUAGGCAGGGCCACCUGUAGAUACCAUAUACCUCCCACAUUACUCACUCUAUCCCCUGGCCAAGGGGUAGGAAUGGUCCUCACUCCAGACACCCUCACACCAGGCCCAGAGCCUGUCACUGUUCCAUCUACUUCAACUUCAACACAAAACACUGGUGCAGACAGUAUGUAGCCUAUUUGAACUAUCAGUCUGCAUCCGACCUGAACUGAAUUAUCAUACUGUGACCUCAGACACAUUCCAGCCCAUUCUAGUUAGACCUGUGUAGCCCCCACCCUGACCUCUUUAUACUUAGCAUCUACUGCUGCUUCCUUUGUGAGAAAAAAACUGAACCUCAUUGUGCUGCUAUGUACUGGACUAUAGAAAAUGCUUUUUGUGUAGUCUUCUUAGACUAUCACUAUAUACAGUAGCUUUGUAUUUAUUGCUAUUUUAUUUUCCCUUGUAUCGUAGCUUUUCACUUUGCACUAGCUUAUCUAGAACUGAGCCCAUUUUUGCAUAUGGUAUGUUGUCACUGAGGCCUGCUAGUAUAGUGCUAUAAUUGGAAUGUGUAAGAUGAUGCAUGCUGUAUAGGUGAAAGCUACACUCCAUGCCUCAGGCGCCAUCCUACGUUAGCUCAGCUAGCGGCCUGAUGGAAGAUGUGAUGAUGCUCAUGACAGUAUAGCUGGAAGCAUGGUAUCAUUUAAUGCUGGGGGUUAACAUACGUCAGUGACAUUGUUGGUGCACUAAUGUGGGUGCAUUGUUGAAUCUCAGUGGUGUACAGUAGUGUAGCGGACAUGAGUCGGGCAUAGUUGCUCUUGGUCACGUGAUGAAGUAGCCCCGCUUGCGAACUUAAAAACCAGUGUCUGCCCUCGGACCAAGGGGGAAUUUCCUCUUGGUCUAACUGUCUAAGACGUUGGUUGCUCCCGUGGGCGACCCGGGUAGAUAUCCUGCAUGUUACAUUGGCGCCCAACAUGGGGGGAUCUCUCGUGGGGGAGUAGGUCAAAGGGGGGUGAAUGUAGCAGACUUGUCGGGCAUGGUUGCUCAUGGUCACAUGAUGAGGUAGCCCCGCCUGCAAACUUCAAAACCAGGGUCUGCCCUCGGACCCGUGGGAGACCAUGGUUCAUAUCCCGCAUGUUACAGUAGCAAGGCUUGGGAUCUACACUGACUGUAAGAGCAACAUCCAGGGAGAGUUUCAUAAGGGAGACUUUAAAAAAUGAUAUGAUAUGAUAUCAACUACGGAAAUGCAGGUCUUCCAGAUUGUUUGUGUAUAUGUACUUUAUUUGAAAAUCUUUCAUUCUUAUUCUUAGAAAUGCUAUUGAACUCUUUUAUCAUAUCGGACAACUGUUUUUUUGUCGUAGAAGAGAGGUGUGUGAUUAUAACUAUUGUUUUGUGUUCUAAGUGUGACAGAAUUAAUCAGGAGUGAUUAUGAGUCUCAUGAGUGCCCAUACGAAAAAAAAUACAUUUAAAAUAUAUUUUUGAUACAUUUUUUAGGAUACAUGUGAAAUAUUUAAAAUUGGCCAAAUAAUGUAUUUUAUUUUUAUUUAUUGAAUACACUUUAAAUACAUUCCAACAUAAUUUACAGAAUGUAUUUAAAAGGUGUAUAUAAAUGUGUGUAAAAUGUAUAUCACAAUAUAUGUUAAAGUCAUCAGAAAAUGUAUUUAAUGUAUUUCAAAAUGCGUUCUGAAAUACAUUAUAUUUGGAAAUGUUUUGUAAAAUAUAUUCCAACAUGCAUUUAAAUGUAUUUGUAAGAAAUAUAUUUUUUAAUUAAAAUGUAUGACAAACAUAAAAACAAUUGCCAAAUCAUAUUGUAACAAAAUGGUGACUGUCUUAACAAUGAAGCUUUAGUAGGCUCUUUGGUAUCACAUGCACUUAUGUCUCAUUAAGACUGCAGAACUAGCAGUGUACAAACUUAACCUUUAAGCACAGAACACAACAUAACACAUUAAGUUGCAUGACAAUCUGUCACGAGAGGCCAAAAAGCACAAAGACAAAGCCACGCCCCAACAAGCCACACCUCCAAGUCUUCUAAUAGGCUGCCACCAUUACACAAUCUAUUUUGUCAAAAUGCAUUUAUUGUACUUGACACAUACCAAAAGCACUAACAUGCAUAUAAAUGCAUUUAAAUGACUACAACAAUAACUACAAACAUUAUACAUUAUUGGUCAGUGACUGUGCAUAUGACAAAUAAACAAAGAAACUUGAUGAGAGCAUUGCAACCAACGUCCAACGGGCAGAACUUAACAUGUACUGGGUCGUUCCACGAAAUGAGUGCCUUUUUGCGUCCCUUUUAUAUGUUAAGUAGAAAUUAUGCACCACUAUUGAAUUUUAAAACCCUGUUAUAUGAAAUGAAGUGCCCUUUAAUAUAGACCAUAUGGAUAAUUCAAUAAAUCUGAUUUUCAAUAUGAAUAAAGACUUGCU